AUGCCGGGAAUAAGAAGUCCUGGCAGCUGCUUGGAAACAAGCAGUGCGAAUUCAGAACAGCGGCAGUCGCCUCAGAGAGCUACCACAAGCACUACCUCUAGUAGAAGGGGUGCUUAUUGGAGCGACAGCGAAGUGAACAAGCUGGUCCAGUUGGUCCAGCUGCACAAAACUGAAAAAGGGCGAGUACGGUGGGAUGACCUGAGCUCUGCUUGGGAAAGCUCACGCAGUACGAACGACCCGCCAAGAAGUAAGGAGGCCCUUAGGGGCACUUACGCAAGGCUCGUCAAAAGACGGGGACGAGCCACGCCAAUAGAGCUGGGAGACGCGGCUGAAUUACUAACUUCAAGUCAUUCUGGCAGCCUGUUUUCGAACAGGACUGAGGUGACUUUCGAAACUCAGCCAAAUGGAGGACCUGAAAACAUGGUCCCUAGUGAAGCGUCGCCCGAAGCAUCUAUUGAUCUAAGUACUAGGUUUGCUGUAGAUGCGGUGGAUCAAGUAACAUCGAGUCUUGGUAACUACUCAGUUCUGAGUAGCAUUGUAGAGGCUCCCGAUACUCCACCGGAUGAGAGUUCCCUAAAAACUGACCUGGCUAACCAGGACAGUCAGCAGGGUGGAGUGGAGCCUGUCGAGCAUAUCGAUGAACGGUCAACUAGUCCUAAUGGUGACUCGGAAACGAGCCAACCUGAUAGGACUCUCGGCGAUAAGCUCAGAGAGCGAUUCGAUGCCUACUACAAGGCAGCCAAAGAGUCGCAUGACAGGCAACCAAUAAGAAGGCCCAAAGGAGAAAUACCUGAGGGCAUGCUCCAGCUCGCAAAUGAAAUCCUUUCAGAGAAGCUGGGGCACACUAACUCCACCAAUAAGCGCACACUGACAGCUUUGAACGCUGCAGUGUAUGCCAUCGCCAAAGCCAUCACAACGAUCCUGUUGGACGGCGAGGCUGAAAAGGCGGGUAAAACUCACCAGAAACUGAGAGAGGCGAAAGCACUGAGAGACACCCUCGUGAGUGUCGUCUCGACGCUAUCGCACGAACUCAGGAGAAGAAGUGGAAAUGCUCCGGGACCUCCUAGUGAACAGUACCGGGUCAUUUCCCGAAUACAAAGAGUCAAUACAACCGUGGACAUUCAGCGACUCCGGAUAAGAUUCAAGGAUCAGCUGAAGGUUGUAAACUCUGAAAUCAAAACAAUAGAGCAAGCCCUAAGACGCCAGCGAGAAAGACAGCGGGGAUACCCUGCUGUAGCUAGGGAACCACGCGAAGGGGAAGCUGAUGUACCGGUUGCGGAAGUGCGCGAGCACUGGAAAUCUAUCAUUGGAGAAUCGCAACCUUUCCAUCCGUCAGACGACCUUCAAGCGUGGUCUCGCUCGGUGCAAAGAGGCGAAAAUAGAGCCGCUGUAGACCUGUCCGAGGAAACUUGGGCGAAGAUAUUCGCUAAGAUAAAACCUUGGAAAGCAACAGGACCCAGACGGCAUACAGGGCUUCAAUACAUGCUACAAAGUCCUGACCUGCCAUGGUAUUGCGGACGUCAAAAUGGCAAAAUGGUCAAGAGUGAACCGUUAGGGGUCAGAAGAGGAGUGAUGCAAGGGGAUACCCUCAGCCCGCUCCUCUGUAUGGCAAUAGCUCCUAUAUCGGCGUGGCUACGUAACAACGUUAGCCCGUGUGGGACUUCUACUGGAGCUCUGACUUUGCCAGAAGGACCUCCAGAGGUCAACCAUCUCUUCUUCUUCACGGGAGAGUUAGGACUUCGAAUGAAUCCCAGCAAGUGUGCUGUGAAUUCACUGAACCACCCCCCCCCGCCACUGGUCACAACACCUGGGAUGGAUGAGAUACCUGUCCUAGGUUCAAGUUCGCUCUACAAGUAUUUAGGAGCAGAACAAGAACGCUCUUCCGUGAUGGCUGAAAACAGGUUGGAGGAUGAAGUGACUCGCAUUGCUCAAGCUUCUAUUCAAGUGAAAGAUCGAACAUUCGCAGCGGCUACUGAAGCCGCAAGAGCAAUAUCUACCCUCGUUCACGAACGGUGGGCGCGAACGCGAAUGCAUGAAUGGAAGCAAAGAGUGGUAGCGAGCAGUAACAGACGGACGGAGACGGAUGAGCAACCAUACGUCUGUCACAAGGAUUCGUUCUUGUGGUCACAGACCGGAUGGGUGUCCUCUGAAGUCUUACGAAACGUUUGGGCUGCCCAAGAGGCUUCUCUGCCGACAAGAGCCAUCGGGACAAUCGUGGGUGAAUAG
Cooperia oncophora is the source of this 2226-nucleotide messenger RNA. NCBI's taxonomy places the organism in Eukaryota, Metazoa, Nematoda, Chromadorea, Rhabditida, Trichostrongylidae. The record is from the annotation of a GenBank genome assembly.